CCCCAGUUGCUGAGCCAGAGACGCCAGUGGCAACUUUGAGCUCGAGAGCCAAGUGUUUUGGUUUGUUUUUUUUUUGCCAAGGAGGCAGGAUGGAUUGCUCUCCUGCAAAGAAGAGGCGGUUAAUGGAGAGGCUCCCCACCAUUGAGCCCAUGGAGGUGGACCCUCCAGAGAGCGGCGAGGAGCCCAUGGAUGUGGACCCUCCAGAGAGCGGUGAGGAGCCCAUGGAAGUGGACCCUCCUGAGAGCUGCGAGGAGCCCAUGGAGGUGGACCCUCCUGAGAGCGAUGAGGAGCCCAUGGAGGUGGAUCUGGUGCCAGGUGAAGAACCAAUGGAAGUGGAUCCACCUCCACCAGGGCAGAACCACCAGCAGCUCAUCGCUCUCAGGAAGAGGCAGAGGAGAGCCAGAGCCAGAGCCUGCCCCUACUACUGGCGUGGCCUGAGGUCCUGUCCAUAGCCGUCUCGAUGCCAGUGCUGAACCUCCCAUCCUCCAAUCUUCCUAUGAACCCAUCCUUCUCGUCCCCACCUCCCCUCCCUCCCCAAGUCCUCUCAUCUCUUCUUCACCAAGUGGAAGAAGGGAAGGCAGGGACUGGCAUCCUCUGAGCUGUUGCACCGGAGCAACCGGAGGAGUCCAGCAGAGGGACCCGAGCUGCCCGGGGACGUGAGGAGGUCUCAAAGGUGUCACAGAGGGUGGCUGUUCCUGUGCAGAAGCCUUUGGUUUUGACAGGAGGAAGGCUGAUGUUCAGCAUGAAGGAUUUUUUUCAAGCUUGGACAACAAAAGAUUUUAAGAAAUAGAACCAAAAAAAUUAAA
This is a messenger RNA of Numida meleagris (helmeted guineafowl), 806 nucleotides long. Its product is annotated as fibrous sheath CABYR-binding protein-like. The transcript has 2 exons. The record is from RefSeq and is a predicted model, not a curated record. Lineage: Eukaryota; Metazoa; Chordata; Aves; Galliformes; Numididae. The coding region runs from base 90 to 452 and encodes 120 amino acids.